This is a messenger RNA of Thlaspi arvense, 987 nucleotides long. NCBI's taxonomy places the organism in Eukaryota, Viridiplantae, Streptophyta, Magnoliopsida, Brassicales, Brassicaceae. The record is from the annotation of a GenBank genome assembly.
AUGUAUAGCCAAGCUGUUGUUAAAGCUGUCUACGCAAAUCACAACAUCAACUUGCUUACAGAUCCAAGUGACAAGACCCUCCGUGAAUGGGAUGCUCUGUGCAAGAUUGAUCCUGAGGGUAAUGCCAGGAAGGCUGUUGGAUGCUCUUGUCUUGUGAUUAAGGGAGCAGUAUCUGUUCAGACUCUCGAGGAAGCUCUUUUGAUCCAAGAGUCAAGAUUCUACUUUCGAUUGUUGGGGAGUUUGGAUUCCCGCUGGUAUUUGCAAGAGAGCUGGAAAGGGGACGGCCCUUGUGAGAGCUGGUAUGGGAUCAGCUGCAUGGAAGGUAGCAUCACGUCUGUCACAUUCAUCUCUCUGAAUCUGACAUGCAUCAUCUCUCCGAGGUUUGCAGAUCUCACCUCUCUCACGGUGAUUGAUCUUUCCCAUAACCGUCUUACCGGCACAAUUCCCGACGAGCUGUUUACGUUGAAGUAUCUGAGGAUUCUGGAUGUUUCAUACAACCAGUUACAUGGGAGAGUCCCUGGAGCCAGCAGAAUUGUGAUAGACACUCAAGGGAAUCCGAAGAUUGAGACUAACGACAUUGAGAUCGUUGUGGGAAUUUCUGUCGGGGCUGUCUUUGUUUUGCUGAUUGUUGGAGGAGAAUGUGUCGCUCUCUGUUUGAUAUUGAAAAAUAAGCAAUCUAGUAAGGCUGACAGAACAGAGUGUGGAAGCAGAGAAUGUGUUUCAGUUUCAGGUGGUUUCGGAUCAGUGUAUAGGGGUAAGCUGCGAGAAGGAACGGAGAUUGUGGUUAAGGGGAUGGAGCAGUCUAGCAGUGGAAAGGGUGUGGAUGAGGUCAGAUCUGAGGUUAGCGUGCUAACCAAGGUUCAUCACCGUAGCCUUGUGCUUCUCCAUGGAUAUUGCAUCCAAGGAAAUGAGAGGCUGUUACUUUACCAGUACAUGCCUCAAGGAACCCUAAGCAGGCAUGUUUCACUGGAAGGAUUGAAGGACUGA